This is a messenger RNA of Ficedula albicollis (Collared flycatcher), 1137 nucleotides long. RefSeq names its product Wnt family member 3 (gene WNT3). NCBI's taxonomy places the organism in Eukaryota, Metazoa, Chordata, Aves, Passeriformes, Muscicapidae. Gene Ontology annotation, biological process: neuron differentiation; canonical Wnt signaling pathway; multicellular organism development. The record is from RefSeq and is a predicted model, not a curated record. The transcript is spliced from 4 exons. Gene Ontology annotation, cellular component: extracellular region. Bases 69 to 1136 code for a protein of 355 amino acids. Gene Ontology annotation, molecular function: cytokine activity; frizzled binding.
UUCAUUUUGGCACUUCAUGUUUUUCUGAAAACUUCGCGGCGAUUUUCCCCUUGCACCAGCCUGGACUAAUGGAUUACCACCUGCUUGGACUAAUUCUGUCUUUUCUCUUCAAUGGCACAAAGGUCUUAGCCGGUUACCCAAUUUGGUGGUCCCUGGCCCUGGGCCAGCAGUACAGCUCGCUGGGCUCCCAGCCCCUGCUGUGCGGCUCCAUCCCCGGCCUGGUGCCCAAGCAGCUCCGCUUCUGCCGCAACUACAUCGAGAUCAUGCCCAGCGUGGCCGAGGGCGUCAAGCUGGGCAUCCAGGAGUGCCAGCACCAGUUCCGGGGCCGCCGCUGGAACUGCACCACCAUCGAGCACAGCCUGGCCAUCUUCGGGCCCGUGCUGGACAAGGCCACUCGAGAAUCCGCCUUCGUGCACGCCAUCGCCUCGGCCGGGGUGGCCUUCGCCGUCACCCGCUCCUGCGCCGAGGGCACCUCCACCAUCUGCGGCUGCGACUCCCACCACAAGGGGCCCCCGGGGGACGGCUGGAAGUGGGGGGGCUGCAGCGAGGACGCGGAUUUCGGGGUGCUGGUGUCGCGGGAGUUCGCGGACGCGCGGGAGAACCGGCCGGACGCGCGCUCCGCCAUGAACCGGCACAACAACGAGGCCGGGCGCACGACCAUCCUGGACCACAUGCACCUCAAGUGCAAGUGCCACGGGCUCUCGGGGAGCUGCGAGGUGAAGACCUGCUGGUGGGCGCAGCCCGAUUUCCGCGCCAUCGGCGAUUACCUGAAGGACAAGUACGACAGCGCCUCCGAGAUGGUGGUGGAGAAGCACCGCGAGUCCCGCGGCUGGGUGGAGACUCUCAGGGCCAAGUACGCGCUGUUCAAGCCGCCCACGGAGCGGGACCUGGUGUACUACGAGAACUCCCCCAAUUUCUGCGAGCCCAACCCCGAGACGGGCUCCUUCGGGACCAGGGACAGGACGUGCAACGUCACCUCCCACGGCAUCGACGGCUGCGACCUGCUGUGCUGCGGGCGGGGCCACAACACCCGGACUGAGAAGCGCAAGGAGAAGUGUCACUGCAUCUUCCACUGGUGCUGCUACGUCAGCUGCCAGGAGUGCACGCGGGUCUACGAUGUCCACACCUGCAAGUGAG